Molecule: messenger RNA, 1455 nt
Organism: Plectropomus leopardus (leopard coralgrouper)
Lineage: Eukaryota; Metazoa; Chordata; Actinopteri; Perciformes; Serranidae
Source: RefSeq, a predicted model, not a curated record
AAAAUGUGGUUAAUCGCGAUUCGGAAAAUGACAUUUGACCAAAAUGUUUUUCUCUUGUCUCCACUCAGGGGAUCAGGGGGCUGAUUACCCAGAAUCCUUUGAGGGCGGCGCCUCUGAGCAGCAGCUGUUUGAGGAGGUGGAGGUGAAGGUGGAGGAAGAGGAGGAUGAAGACUACCAUCAGGAGCCAGACUUUAGAUUCAAGGAGGAGGACGAAGACGAGCGUCUGGACGAAGACGAGCUUCAGGACGGACGCUCCAGGUUUAAGGCGGAGGAGGACGAGGAUGGCGAGGAUGAAGACUCCCGCCAGGAUCCAGACCUGAGGUUUGAGGUGGAGGAAGAGAGCGACGAAGACUGCUGUCAGGAUCCAGAUUUCCGUCCUCAUCGGACCGCCGUGAGGAGAAAACCGUCGUCCUCACAGAGCGGCGGCAGGAAGCCCGGCGGCGAGCUGAGGGUGCGGGCGGACGUCAAAGCGAAGAAGGAGCAUCAGUGUAACGAGUGUUUGAAGAUCUUCGACCGGCCGAGUCGUCUGCGGAUCCACCAGAGGACGCACACCGGCGAGAAACCGUUCGAGUGCUCCGACUGCGACAAACGCUUCAAGAGUAAGUCCAUCCUGUCGGCUCACCUGAAGACUCACGGCGGCGAGCGUCCGUUCUGCUGCCACGAGUGCGGGAAGUGUUUCCUGCAGCGGCAGGCGCUGGUGGAGCACAUGAGGACGCACACGGGCGAGCGGCCGUUCACCUGUCAGCUCUGCAGCCUCAGCUUCUUCGCCAAGAGCCACCUGCAGCGCCACCUGCUGACGCACACGGGCGAGCGCCGCCACCAGUGCGUGGAGUGCGGGAAGUGCUACAAGAGGAAGGAGCACCUGAGCAGCCACAUGCGCGUCCACAGCGGCGAGCGUCCGUUCCGCUGCAUGGACUGCGGCCGCAGCUACAGAGAGCGAGGGCGCCUCCAGCUGCACCUGAGGACGCACACGGGCGACAGCAAACGCCACGCCUGCGCACUCUGCGGCCUGCGGCUGGUGUCGGCCAAUCACCUGCAGAGACACAUGCAGACGCACGGCGGCGAGCGGCCGCACAGCUGCCCCGACUGCAGCAAGAGCUUCAGCCGCAAGGACAAGAUGAUGGAGCACAUGAGGAUCCACACCGGAGAGAAACCGUACCAGUGCUCCCAGUGCCCGCUGCGCUUCAGGUGGAGGGCGGCGCUCAACGCUCACGUCCACACGCACGCCGCCGCUGCCGCCGAGGACGAGCGGCUCUGAUCGGACGGCAGAGACUCAGCUGAUCGCUUCUCUUGUGCUGCAUUCAGACGCCGUUUACAAGAAUUUAACCCUUUAAGUCUUGAGCAAAUCGUCUUGAUUUCUUUCAGAAAUAUGGAGAAAAAAACGACGAGCAACUCGGCAAAAAUAUCCCGCAAAUUCCAAGAAAUCAGUCGAUUUAGAAAACGAUUUAAAGAUAA